Messenger RNA from Coprinopsis cinerea okayama7#130, 990 nucleotides. Its product is annotated as regucalcin. Bases 67 to 990 code for a protein of 307 amino acids. NCBI's taxonomy places the organism in Eukaryota, Fungi, Basidiomycota, Agaricomycetes, Agaricales, Psathyrellaceae. Gene Ontology annotation, biological process: L-ascorbic acid biosynthetic process. Gene Ontology annotation, molecular function: gluconolactonase activity; calcium ion binding. The transcript has 8 exons. The record is from RefSeq and is a predicted model, not a curated record.
CCGGAUUCUAGUGGAAGGAUGCAAUCUUCUGGAGCUUUACUUUGACUUUCACUUCACUGGCCCCCGAUGACCACCCAGGACACCCUUUUUGUGGACGAACCUUGGCUCAAAGUCGGGUGCACAUUGGGAGAGGGCCCGCUUUACGAUGCAAGCACGUCCACUCUUCAUUUUGUUGACAUCACGGAGAAAAAAGUUUUUCACGUCGAAUUGUCUUCCGGUGAAAUGGAAGUGGAGACCUUUGACGAACCAGUGUCAUGUCUCGUUCUUCGCAGAGGGGGACGCGGGCUCGCAUGCGCGGCGGCCCAAGGGUUUGCUUUGCUGGAAGGUGGUUCCACUUUAAGGUAUCUUGCGAAGCCAUUGUCCGAGAGUGAACGUCCCUACACGCGGUUCAACGACGGUGGUUGCGACUCUCAGGGUCGUUUCUUCGCUGGGACCAUUACGUCUCCUGAGCACAAUGUUCCCGGUCGACUGUAUCGGUAUGACCCUUCGGACCGUUCUUGCGAAAUGGUCGACUCCCCAUUCACGGAUUGUAACGGUCUAGAUUGGAGCGCGGAUGGUAAAACAAUGUACUUCACCGACUCAUUGGUCAAUAAGAUUUUCGCCUAUGACUACGACUCUGGUCAACUCUCCAAUAGGCGAGUGCACAUUGACGCGGUCGCAAAAGGCUUUGCUCCCGAUACCUUCUGUGACGGACUAUGCGUAGACGAAGAAGGAUUCAUAUGGAGUGCUCGGUGGGGCGGGUCCAAAAUUGUGCGCUUCGCAUUGGAUGGGAGAGUCGACUUUGAGAUCGUCUUUCGAACGGCGCUAAACAUCACAUCUUGCUGCUUUGGAGGAGAAAAUUAUGACCAGCUGUUCGUGACCAGUGCGCAUUGCGGAGCAAUCGGGGGUGACGCAACUAGACAAGCCGAAUACCCUGAUUCCGGACACGUAUUCAGGAUAGAUUUUGCUGGACGGUUCAAAGGCCUUAAGAAACACCAGUUUGCAGGGUAG